CUGUCCUGGUCGUCGAGUGUAGAGUGGGGGUGUGGGUCACAAACUAACUAACAAACAACAAACAAGCAAACAACAACAGUUCCCGGCUACUGCAGAGCGCCAUGCUGAGCACGGGGAAGCUGCGGCCGACUCUGUGCCUGGUGCGGCGGCCGUGGUGUGUGUCUGCCGGCGGGUUCCACAGCUCGGGCCGCCGGCUCCACAACCCCGACGAGGUUGACCUGUUUGACUUUCGUUACACAACCCCCUUCGUGAAGAACCUCUUCGUCGGCAAGUUUAUCCGGGAACAAGUGUUCCCAUUCCCCAGACUGAACCAACAGGACUAUGACCAGCUGCAGCAGAUGGUCGACCCAGUGGAGCGCUACUUCAAGGAUGACGUGGACUCCAAACAGAUCGACAUGGAUGCCAAGAUCCCCCCGGACACUCUGCAGGGUCUGAAGGACCUCGGACUGUUUGGGAUGCAGGUUCCUCUGGAGUAUGGUGGGCUGGGCCUGUCCAACACCGAGUACGCUCGUCUGGGCGAGAUCACGGCCAUUGACGGAGCUAUCGCCGUUACGCUGGCGGCACACCAGGCUAUCGGACUGAAGGGCAUCAUGAUCGCAGGGAACGAGGAGCAGAAGGCUAAGUACCUCCCAAAGCUGGCGACGGGAGAACACGUGGCGGCCUUUGCACUGACAGAACCCACCAGUGGAAGUGAUGCUGCUUCGAUCCAGACCCGAGGUACUCUGAGCAGCGACGGGAAGCAUUUCCUGCUGAAUGGCGGGAAGAUCUGGAUCUCAAAUGGUGGCAUCGCAGAUGUCUUUACAGUGUUUGCCAAAACAGAGGUCGUGGACAGCAAGUCCGGUCAGGUGAAGGACAAGGUCACAGCGUUUAUCGUGGAGCGUAGUUUCGGCGGGAUCACCAGCGGGAAGCCUGAGGACAAGCUGGGGAUUCGUGGUUCCAACACAUGCACUGUGCACUUUGAAGACACUCCUGUUCCUGUGGAGAAUGUCCUUGGAGAAGUUGGUGGAGGAUUCAAGGUCGCGAUGAACAUCUUAAACGGCGGGCGGUUCAGCAUGGGAAGUAGCGGAGCUGGGAUUGUGAAGAAGCUGAUUGAACAAACAGCAGAGCAUGCCACAACUCGAGUGCAGUUUAACAAGAAGCUGAUGGAGUUCCCACUCAUUCAGGAGAAGUUUGCGGACAUGGCGUUACGAGCCUAUGCCAUGGAGAGUAUGGCUUACCUGACAGCAGGCAUCAUGGACCGCUGGCCAGGCGGGAACCACGACUGCUCUGUGGAGGCUGCCAUGGUCAAGGUGUACAGUUCGGAGAGUGUGUGGAGCAGUGUGAGCGAGGCCCUGCAGGUUCUGGGUGGACUGGGCUACAUGAAGGAGUACCCGUACGAGCGCUACCUGCGAGAUGCACGCAUCCUCAUGAUAUUUGAGGGGACCAAUGAAAUCCUUCGUCUCUACAUUGCCUUGGUGGGAAUGAAGUUUGCUGGGGACAUACUGAAGGAGAAACUCAAGGAGCUGAAGCGUGGAAACUUGGGCCUGAUUCUCCAGACCAUGCGCCGGCGAUGGGGCCCAGGGUUUGGGCUGGGACCGAGUCUGGGGUUUGUGUCAGAGGAUCGCUUCAUCGGGGACGGCUUCAAGGCACAUCCCAGCCUCACGGCUGGAGCAAAGCUGCUAGAGGAGAAUGUGAACACAAUGGGGGCUCUGACAGAAACCCUGCUGUCCAGGCAUGGCAAGGGCAUCAUGGAGGAGCAACUGGUACUGAAGCGAGUGGCGGACAUCACCACUAACCUGUACGCCAUGACAGCAGUCGUCUCUCGUGCCAGCAAGGCGGCCAUCUCGGGACUCCCCAACUAUGACCACGAGGUCCUGAUGGCCAACACCUUCUGCCAGAAAAGCUACAAUGCAAACAUGCAGAUGUUUGACGACUUGAGCAGAGAAAACACAGAUGCAGCUGUGCAGAAAAUUGGAAAAGACAUCCUGAAGGCUGGGAGUUACAUUGCUGCACACCCGCUCGACAGAACACACGACUUCGACAACAUCGAUGUGGUACCACCCCGGCGGUAACGGGGGCAAAAUUCUUUCUGCAACAAGGCUUCCUUAGGUCUGCCAUUGUCACUGGAUUAGUGAUUCCUUGUUUUGAAUUUGGCAAUGGACAAAGCAUUUUAAGCAUAUCAACUAAGCCUAAGUUUAUACAUGUAUAUAAACAAAUUCAGAACUGAAAUUAGAAAACAAGGGAUUCAGACCUGAGGUGAGAACAGCUUGUACACAGUAUCAGUGUCCAUGUAUUUAUUCCAUGAAGUUAUUAAAGAAUUUACGUACAGGGGUAAUGAGUGCCUUGUUGGUUUGUAGUGUUUUUGUACAAAUAAAC
Branchiostoma belcheri (Belcher's lancelet) is the source of this 2355-nucleotide messenger RNA. Its product is annotated as acyl-CoA dehydrogenase family member 9, mitochondrial-like. The transcript has 16 exons. Gene Ontology annotation, molecular function: acyl-CoA dehydrogenase activity; flavin adenine dinucleotide binding. The coding region runs from base 102 to 2051 and encodes 649 amino acids. Lineage: Eukaryota; Metazoa; Chordata; Leptocardii; Amphioxiformes; Branchiostomatidae. The record is from RefSeq and is a predicted model, not a curated record.